Agelaius phoeniceus (red-winged blackbird) is the source of this 1469-nucleotide messenger RNA. NCBI's taxonomy places the organism in Eukaryota, Metazoa, Chordata, Aves, Passeriformes, Icteridae. The record is from RefSeq and is a predicted model, not a curated record.
AUGUCGGAGUUCUGGCUAAUUUCUGCCCCAGGAGACAAAACAAAUCUGCAGGCAUGGGAGAGAAUGAACACUGUGACAUCUAAAUCCAACCUGUCCAGCAACAGUAAAUUCCAUAUUCCAGACUUAAAGGUGGGGACACUGGAUGCUCUUGUUGGUCUGUCAGAUGAGUUGGGAAAACUUGAUACCUUUGCUGAAAGUGUAAUAAAGAAAAUAGCCCAGUACAUAGGAGAAGUUAUGGAGGACUCAAAAGACAAAGUCCAGGAAAAUCUUCUGGCCAAUGGAGGGCUAAAGGAUAAAAUGAAAUGUCUCCAAAUUGACCUCAUUAGCUACCUGACACGGUUUGAGUGGGACAUGGCCAAAUACCCCAUAAAGCAGCCGCUGAAGAAUAUAUCAGAAGCAUUAGCAAAGCAAGUGACUCAAAUAGAAGCAGACCUGAAGACCCGAUCGGCUGCGUACAACAACAUUAAAGGAAAUUUGCAAAACCUGGAGAAGAAAACAAUGGGAAAUCUGCUGACCCGGACCCUGGCAGACAUUGUGCACAAAGAAGACUUUGUUCUCAAUUCUGAGUAUCUUAUCACGCUGCUCGUCGUGGUGCCAAAGUCAAGCUACGUACAGUGGCAGAAGACCUAUGAAUCACUCUCAGAUAUGGUAGUACCUCGCUCCACCAAAAUGAUUGCUGAGGAUGCAGAGGGAGGACUCUUCACUGUGACCCUAUUUAGAAAAGUGAUGGAUGACUUUAAGGCUAAAGCCAGGGAGAACAGGUUCAUGGUUCGAGAAUUUUAUUAUGAUGAAAAGGAACUGAAAUGUGAAAAGGAAGAGCUGAUGAAAUUAGCUUCUGACAAGAAGCAACAAUAUGGCCCCUUACUGCGCUGGCUGAAGGUGAACUUCAGUGAAGCAUUUGUGGCUUGGAUUCAUGUGAAAGCCUUGAGAGUUUUUGUUGAAUCUGUCCUGAGGUACGGCCUCCCUGUGAAUUUCCAAGCAAUGCUGCUGCAGCCAAACAGGAAGUCUGUGAAGCGCCUGAGAGACGUCCUGAACGUGGUCUUCAAACACCUGGAUGAAGUUGCAGCAGCAAGUAUAAUGGAUCCUGGCAUGGACAUCCCUGGGUUACAACUAAGCAAUCAAGAAUACUAUCCUUAUGUCUAUUUCAAGAUUGACCUCAGUCUUCUUGACUGCAGUUAAAGAAGAAUUGCUCAAGCUUCAUCUAUUAAGUUUCAAGACUGUCAUGUUACUGUAAAAUAAUCUUUAGCUCCUGAAAGUCAAAUUAAAAUGCAAAUACUGUAGCAGGAUGAUCUUCCUACCACUUCUAGUAAUUUUUACAGUGACUACAGUAAAAGUUAUCUCUUAUUCAUAGUUUUACAAAAACAUAUUUCAGAGGCAGAGGUACUAUGGUAGUAUUUAUUUUUUUGGUAAAUUACAAAGAUGGAAUAUCUACUGGACUUGAAUAAAACAAAUUAAAAAGUAUGGUGGCU